AUGGCCCGGAUCUGCACUGAUGGAAUCCUCUUUAAGGAAUCCUAUGCGUUUUCUAAUCAACGGGUGUUCGUUAAUGAGCAGAAGGAGCUUUGGCACUACAGCACCGUACAGGAAAUGCUAGGCAUGACCACACUGGACCACAAUGCAAAUCGCUGUGAAAAAGGUUACUUGACGGGUAAAUCGCAAUUCCGGUUUGCAUUUAACCUGCCUUACGACCUCGCCACCUCAUUCAGUUGUCCAGCAAGCCCAGUUGUGGUAAAGUACUCAAUAACUGUACAUAUAUUUAGCAUUAACGAUAAUACUGACUCGCAUCAACAUGAACACGCUGAUAGUCUUGCUGCGAGCUUACCAACAAAUGGAAAGCAAGUCCCCAAUCUGCUAAAAUCUCGAAGUCUCAAAAGUUGUCGUCUCACGAAAUUUAGAUUCGCUAAGAAUUUCUUUCCACUAACUAAGGGCCGAAGUAUUUUCAUUGAAUGUGCUUUGGAACAGGCAGUUCUCUCCUCGGUUGGCAAACUCCAAGCUAUCAUCACCGUCACGAACAGGUGGAAGCAAUCAAUUAAGUACGUCCACAUGAGCAUUCUUAGAAAAAUCGAAGCUGUCGGCUACUUCAAAGAUGAUCAAUCAAUAACAGACACAAAGACAGUUUUAAUAAACACAACCGGUGUAGGACUGCCAUCGUCGAAACACAAGAUCGCCGUUGGGGAGACGUACAUAUUCACUUCCAGUUUCAAUGUACCGGCGCUUCCGCCAAGUAUGAAUGUGCCUGGGUUGCUGGAGACUUCUUAUAUGGUUAAUAUUGCCGUUGGUCGAGCACACAAUUACGUGAUUGCCUCGCUAAGGGUUCCGAUCACUAUUGUCACUAAUAUUGUUGAUAUAGAUCCAGUAGUUCCUACUCAGCGCGGAGGUUUGUUAGCUUUUCGUACAAAUUAA
This is a messenger RNA of Ostertagia ostertagi, 930 nucleotides long. Lineage: Eukaryota; Metazoa; Nematoda; Chromadorea; Rhabditida; Trichostrongylidae. The record is from the annotation of a GenBank genome assembly.